AUGCCCAUCCUCUUCCCGUCGCAGGGCCUGUUGGCGGACACCUUCGCCCGGUCCUCACCCUUGAGCUUCCGCAAGCCUGAAACGACUGUUUCGCAGAGGUCAAAAUAUCAGGCUCGCUCCGAGCUCUACGGCGCCUGGAGCGCCAUCGACGACGCAAAGCACAAGACUGCCCAGCUCAGCGACGCUGCCGUGAAAGAAUUUGAGAAAGCGAGCAACAAGGCGCAAGCCAAAGCCGGCAAGAUUGAGCUUUAUUCGCCCAAGUACUAUGCGGCUUGUACCUUCGGCGGUCUCAUGGCCUGCGGUCUUACUCACACCGCGGUGACGCCGCUGGAUCUCGUCAAAUGCCGUCGCCAGGUCGAUUCGAAGAUGUACAAGGGCAACUUCGAGGCUUGGGGAAAGAUCAGCCGCGCUGAGGGAUUCCGCGGUAUCUACACCGGCUGGGGACCGACUUUCUGGGGUUACUCUGCUCAAGGUGCCUUCAAAUACGGCGGAUACGAAUUCUUCAAGAAGUUCUACUCCGAUCUUGUCGGCGAACACAACGCCCACAGGUACAAGACGGGGCUCUAUCUUGCCGCUAGUGCUUCCGCCGAAUUCAUUGCCGACAUUGCUCUUUGCCCGUUCGAAGCUGUCAAGGUCCGCAUGCAGACGACUAUCCCGCCUUUCGCAACUGGUACUAUGAACGGUCUAUCGCACAUCACAGGAAAGGAGGGUGUUGCUGGUCUGUACAAGGGCCUUUACCCUCUCUGGGGCCGUCAAAUUCCAUACACCAUGAUGAAAUUUGCCUCCUUCGAAACCGUUGUUGAGAUGAUAUACAACUACCUACCCGGCAACAAGAACGACUACGGCAAGGGCGCUCAGACUGCAGUUUCGUUCACCGGUGGUUACAUCGCUGGUAUUCUCUGCGCUAUCGUCUCGCACCCGGCUGAUGUCAUGGUCUCGAAGCUCAAUGCCAACCGUCAACCCGGAGAAGCCUUCGGUGCCGCUAUGAGCCGCAUCUACAAGGAUAUCGGCUUCAGUGGCCUGUGGAACGGUCUCCCUGUCAGAAUCGUCAUGAUCGGAACCUUGACUGGCUUGCAAUGGAUGAUAUACGACUACUUCAAGAUUUUCAUGGGACUGCCCACGACCGGAGGUGGCGCACCACCCCCAGAGAAGAAGCCUACAGGCCCCCCCUGA
Molecule: messenger RNA, 1173 nt
Organism: Coniosporium apollinis CBS 100218
Lineage: Eukaryota; Fungi; Ascomycota; Dothideomycetes
Exons: 8
Coding region: 1-1173 (390 amino acids)
Biological process (GO): mitochondrial phosphate ion transmembrane transport
Cellular component (GO): mitochondrial inner membrane
Molecular function (GO): phosphate transmembrane transporter activity
Source: RefSeq, a predicted model, not a curated record